AUGAAGAAGGCAUCGGCGGCUGGAAUACACGAUUUGAUUGACUGUUUCGAGCGAAAUACGCAGAUUUUGGACCAACUUGGAGAAACAACGAGUGGCUGGGGAGCAAUGUUGACGCAUUUGAUGGUUUCGAAACUCAGUGAAACGAUUCAGGUACAGUGGGAGGAGCACGUUUCACAGAAGGAUGAGCCAAGUUUUAAGAUGCUGGUUACUUUCUUGAAAACGCAGACUCGGAUUUUGGAUGCAGUAUUUGUGGAUCAGCGAAUCUUUAGUACAAGCGUGACAUCUUCGGCUGUUGGUAGCAAAUCCCAUCCAACGAAACUUUCGGUCAACUCGGCGACAGAAACUAGCGGUCCAAAUUGCAUAGCAUGCAGCGAGCAACAUUUUCUUUCACGUUGUCCUUCAUUCAACAAGCUGCCGGUUGAUAAGCGACUACAGUUGACCAAUUCCAAAAGGCUUUGCAGUAAUUGUUUGGGACGAAAUCAUCUGGCGCGUGAUUGUCCUUCUAAGUAUCGGUGUAGGACUUGUUCAAAGAAGCAUCACACGCUUCUUCACCCUGGAUUUCCUGGAUCUGGUUCUACUGCAACGUCGACCUCGAGUCAAGACGAUAAUUCAGCUUCUCCGUCAACUUCUGGUGUUACUCCGAACUCUGGUGGAAUGGUUUCUAGUUCGGUUGCGACAAUUUCUUCUAAUAUGGCGAUGGGAGGCUCGAAGUCACACGUCUUCUUGUUGACAGCGGUUUUGGAAGUGAAGGAUUAUUGUGGUAGGAUACAUCAUGCGAGAGCUUUGUUGGAUUCUGGAUCGCAGGCAAACUUGAUGUCUGAGCGGCUUUGUCAAUUAUUGAAGUUACCAAGACGAAACAAAAAGGUUGAGAUUGUGGGUAUAGGACAAGCUAGACGGCAGACAGCUUACGAAGUUUCAACAAAUAUUGCAUCACGAAUUCGGGAUUUCUCAAUAUUAAUGGAUUUUUUGGUUUUGGGGCAGGUUACGGAUAAUCAGCCAUCUACAUCGCUUCCAUUAGAAACUUGGAAACCACCGCAAGACAUGGUUUUGGCGGAUCCCGGAUUCUACGCUUCCGGUCCUAUAGAUCUAGUAUUGGGUUCUCAAUUCUUUUACGAUUUUCAUCUGCUUCACGGUGGCCGGCUUCAGAUUCGAAAAAUCAACGACGAUUUACCUGUAUUCGUAAACACGGUAUUUGGUUGGGUAGCUGCUGGCGAAGCGAAUCUUGGCGGAAAUUUCGGGAGAGUCAGCUGCAAUUUGGCUCUCGCCGAUCCUUUGGAUAAAGCCAUCGAGAAAUUCUGGACUAUCGAAGAGCUUUCAGAAAAACCACAACGGUCUCAGGAGGAGAAAGAUUGCGAAGCGCACUUUCAGCAUACGAUCACACGAGACGAUACGGGGCGGUAUAUGGCAAGAUAUCCAAAGCGAGCUGGUUUUUACGAGAUGAUUGGUGAUUCGAAGGAGACGGCUCGGCGAAGAUUUCUGCAAAUCGAAAGACGGCUUGGAAAGGACGCCAAUCUACGCAAACACUACAACGCUUUCAUGCAGGAAUACAUCGAUUUAGGGCACAUGAAAGCAGUGGGAAUGGUGGACGAGAUUCCGAAGACAGAAAAAACGGUUUGCUAUCUCCCUCAUCAUCCUGUGUUUAAGGAAUCCAGCUCGACAACGAAAGUGCGAGUAGUCUUUGAUGGAUCAGCCAAGACUUCGAGCAAUUAUUCGUUAAACGAGAUACUUCUUACCGGACCGGUAAUUCAGGAUGAUCUUUUCGAUUUAAUGCUUCGUUUCCGUAAGAACGCUGUGGCGUUAGUUUCAGACGUAGAGAAGAUGCAUCGACAGAUUCGUAUACACCAGGAAGAUACUCCUCUACAGCGAAUCUUAUGGCGUUUUGAUCCAAGAGAUCCGGUUCAAAUCUACGAGCUCCAAACGGUCACGUACGGUUUAGCCCCAUCAUCUUUCCUCGCCACUAGAGUUCUGCAGCAGCUGUCGAUGGACUAUCAAGCCAAAUACAGCAAGGGUUCGUUGGCAGUAUCAGAGGACUUUUACAUGGACGAUCUUCUCUCCGGUGCUGAUACUGUUGAAAACGCACGGAAACUGCGUGAUGAAGUCCAAGCACUAUUAUCAGAAGGCGGGUUUCAGCUACGCAAAUGGAGUUCAAAUCGAAGUGAGUUACUGCAGGAUCUACCAUCUGAAGUAUUGGGCGUAGCAGAUACAUUACGUUUUGAGCCGGAGCAGAAAAUAAAGACACUAGGAGUAGUAUGGGACCCACAGCUGGAUCAGCUUUGUAUCGAAGUACAGCCGAUAGAAGCUGAUACGCAGUGGACGAAACGGAAAAUUUUCUCGGCGAUAGCAAAGCUCUACGAUCCGUUGGGAUUCGUGUCACCUGUUGUAGCGUGGGCAAAAAUGCGACUGCAACAUCUUUGGUUAGCUUCUAUUGGCUGGGAUGAUCCAGUGCUGCCGGAAAUUGAGUCAAAAUGGACGGAAUUCUACUCGCAGCUUCCCUUACUACAAAGCUUCAGGGUUACACGGUUCAUAUGGUUGCCUGAUACGUCAACAGUCCAGUUUCACGUCUUCUGUGACGCGUCAGAAGUUGGAUACGGUGCAUGCAUUUACGCUCGGUCGAUCAGCUUGGAAGGUCAUGUGAAAGUGGAAUUAAUCGCAUCGAAAUCGCGCGUAGCGCCACUGAAACGAAUUUCGCUACCUCGGUUGGAACUAUGUUCCGCAUUGCUCGCUGCUAAGCUGUAUUCAAAAAUCUCCGCAGCACUAAGAAUGGAGGAUGCCUUCCUAGCAGCAUUACGUCGUUUUAUCGCCCGUCGAGGAAUGCCCGCUGAAGUUCACUCGGAUAACGGCACGAACUUCCAAGGGGCAAAGAACAAAAUCACCGAACUGUACAGUAUUCUCAACAGCAAGCGUAACCAAGAGAUUAUUGCUAACGAAUGCACCAAUCGUGGAAUAAUUUGGCGUUUCAUACCUCCAAAAGCACCGAACUUCGGAGGGCUGUGGGAAGCAGCCGUAAAAACAGCAAAAAGUUCACUCAUUAAAACGAUCGGAAACACUAAAUUAAGUUUCGAAGAUUUCACAACUAUUCUUACACAAAUUGAGGCAAAUAUGAAUACCCGUCCGCUCACCCCACUUUCCGAAGACCCCACUGAACUGGAUGUCUUAACUCCGGGCCAUUUUCUCACCGGAACAUCGCUCAGGUGUUUACCAGAUCCCGAUUAUUCCAACGUACCUACCAACCGUCUACGCCAUUAUCAACUAUUGCAAAGUUUAAUCCAACAUCACUGGACACGAUGGCGGAAGGAGUAUCUCACGGAACUAAAUAAUCAACGCAAAUCAACCACAUCUCCCGUUGACAUCGGCGUUGGACAAAUCGUGUUACUACUGGACGAAAACAAACCAUCUAAUUUGUGGCCACUCGCCAAGGUCGAAAAAAUUUCACCAGGUGAUGAUGACGUCGUUCGUGUUGUCACCAUCCGAACCAAAAGUGGAGUGUACACACGUCCAGCAUCAAAAGUAUGUCCCUUACUGUUCAACCGAGAGAUCAGCACCAUCACAGUAUGA
Malaya genurostris is the source of this 3555-nucleotide messenger RNA. RefSeq lists its product as uncharacterized. Gene Ontology annotation, biological process: DNA integration. The coding region runs from base 1 to 3555 and encodes 1184 amino acids. The record is from RefSeq and is a predicted model, not a curated record. Gene Ontology annotation, molecular function: nucleic acid binding. The transcript is spliced from 2 exons. NCBI's taxonomy places the organism in Eukaryota, Metazoa, Arthropoda, Insecta, Diptera, Culicidae.